Messenger RNA from Dendronephthya gigantea, 2889 nucleotides. RefSeq names its product protein Wnt-4-like. The coding region runs from base 1549 to 2619 and encodes 356 amino acids. The transcript has 4 exons. The record is from RefSeq and is a predicted model, not a curated record. Gene Ontology annotation, cellular component: extracellular region. NCBI's taxonomy places the organism in Eukaryota, Metazoa, Cnidaria, Anthozoa, Malacalcyonacea, Nephtheidae. Gene Ontology annotation, biological process: cell fate commitment; neuron differentiation; canonical Wnt signaling pathway. Gene Ontology annotation, molecular function: cytokine activity; frizzled binding.
AUAAUGUUAUAGUGAAACAAUCUUGCUGGCUUGAAACAGGAGUGAUCAUCAUUCAUUCUCGUGAACACUGACACCUUUAUGAUGUGAUGGAAGGAGAUAUACUGCGCAAUAGGCCAGGGAUUAGUGUUGUCGUUAUAUAAUUAGAGCGGGUCUACUUAGUUGCUCACUAAAAAAAAACCUUUAAAAAGACAAGUGACAAAUAAUUAUGUUAUAAGGUUAUUAAAAAGACGUCCUCGUGUCUCUUCUUCAAAGAGUUUGACACAAUGACGUAUAUCAUCAUUUGAAAUAGAAUGCAUGUACUGUACCCACCAAAUGUAUGUGAUAUAUAUAUAUAUAUAAAAUAAGUGCUCGAUAUACCGAAAUAUAGAGCUAAUUUACUUAGGCGAAGUCUGUUUUAAAAACCACGUUGGUGGGUGUCGUGCAAAUACCGGAGAAUCAAUACAUAUAAUAGGAUCAUUGCUGACCUUGUAUCAUCAAAAUUAAAUUCUAUAUACCAUUUGGUGGAAUAGCACCACGAACUUGUUUUUACUGCUGCGAAUUCCACGUAUCCAGAUUAGAUUUACUGUUUGCUGCUUUCGUGUCCUCGUAUCUCAAUCAUUAGAAUGUCAUGCAUGCUGCAUGCAUGUAUGAAAUAUUUUAACGGCUUUGUUAAAUUUCAUUGACUACAUUCGGAAGGCUGAAUGCUCGAGAUAAUUAGAAAACAACAAUAAUUCUUUAAUCUAAAUAUUUUUUCUAAAUUUUUGUUUGAAUGUUUUGUGGUUUGAGAGACAGAAGCAGUCUUUGUUAACUUAGACAAUGACUGCAAGUAGUUUUAAGUAUAGGCUCAAUACCGGAUGUUGCUAAUUGGUUUGAUAAACGAAACAAUUUAUAUAAAUAUUUGAGACUUAUAAGAUUCAUAAAAGAGUCUUCGUCUAUAUAGAGAAGACAUGAUUGUUGCCUGAGAGGGAUUAUAACAAAUGUAAAUUGAGGUUGGUAGCAAUCAAGAUAUACACGCCGUGGUGCGUGUGUGUACAUCUUUAAUCUUUGCUAUACACUAUAGUCAUCCCAUUUCUUUGUCGCACUUGAAAAGAAUCUUUUCAGAAUGAUUAUUCAACAACGCUUCUUCUCGUUCUUACAAUAAUAUCCUGCUUGAAUACUCUAUAAAUGGGGGGAGCCUAUUUAUACUUGUGUUUUUAGAAUAAAACAAACAAGCCCGUUUUUCCCAUUAAUUUCCUGACACGGUGAGGCCUUCGCUUUUUUAGUUUUUCAGGAAGUUUCAUCCUAAGAAGUUCUGUAGCAUCCGUUAGAAUUAAUAUUUGUUUAUUUCCCAAAGUGUUUAAUUUACUUAAACCAUCAUCGACGCGGAGUGUCAAUUGAAUUAACCUAACCCUCUUUUGAAAGCUGCCGCCUAUUCAAGUGAUGUCUAAUUAUUGUAAACAGCUUGUAUGAAAUAAUGCUUGCUUUACGGAAAUCAUCCACAGAUUGUUUCUUUUAGUUUGUGUCAUUCAUCUAGCCAUUUGAUCACAAACAUCAUCUAGCUUCUACCCUAGAUAUUUCAAUUGGAAAAGAAUGGUGAUGAACGUGAUGGUGAUGCUGGUGAUAUUACUCAGUUUAAUGGUACACUGUGUCAUAGCAGAUAGAUGGUUGUCUAUCGCUCUUAGUGGUUCAACAUUUAAGAAUGAAAAAACGUGCCAGGAUUUGAAAGGAUUAAACCGAAAGCAAAUCCGUGUUUGUAAGCGACAUGUUGAACUCAUGAAUAGUGUGAAGAAAGGAGCGGAAAUGGCCAUUGAAGAGUGUCAGCGUCAAUUCAAGUAUCGAAGGUGGAAUUGUACCACCAUCAAUAAGGAGAACGAACCUGUGUUUGGAAAUGCAUUGAAUAAAGGGACAAGAGAAGCUGCAUUUGUGUACGCCAUUGCAGCGGCUUCUGUGUCGUUUUCCGUUACAAAAGCCUGUACAUCUGGGGAUCUUAAAAGUUGUUCAUGUGACCGUUCAUUUAAGACGAAACAAAGAAGGAAGACAAAAGAAAAUUGGCAUUGGGCAGGAUGUAGCGAUAACGUUCAUUUUGGAAAUAGCUUUUCAAAAAGUUUUCUCGAUGCCAAAGUUCGUGAGAGACAACAUUUUAGUCGCUCCAGAAUUUUGAUGAAUCUGCAUAAUAACGAGGCUGGACGUAAGAUUUUACUAAACAACAUGGUAAAAACAUGUAAAUGUCACGGAGUAUGUGGAACAUGUUCCCUUAAAACAUGCUGGAGGCGUCUGCCGCCGAUUAGACGUGUUGGUGACAAGCUUAAAGAUAAAUUUGAUGGUGCCAGUUUGGUGAAGGAGGCGAUCACAGGUGGAAGACGAAUCUUAGUUCCAAAAUUUGAAAAGUUAAAACCACCAACGGUAUCAGAUUUAGUAUAUCUUGAUCCUUCGCCAGAUUUCUGCGAACCGAAUAAAACCACUGGUUCCCUAGGUAUUUCAGGCCGUACUUGCAAACUUGGUUCUAAAGCAAUAGAUGGAUGUGAUUUGUUGUGCUGUGGUCGCGGAUUUACAACCAGAACUGUGGUGGUUGAGAAGGAAUGUAAAUGUACUUUCAAAUGGUGUUGCUAUGUGCGUUGUCAGACAUGUAGACAUCAAAUCACCAUUCAUUCAUGUCGAUAAAUUGAUCAAAGUCAAAACUUCAAUAAAGUAUAUUUGGAAAUAUUUGGGAUAUAACAUUUGUAUAAAAUAUCUUAGUAUUUGAGGGAUUUUACUUCACUUCUGGUUUUAUUCAUUCUCAUCUUAACGUUUAUUAAGCAGGGAUGAUAAAUAGCACUUUAAGAUUUUAGAAAAACAGUCUUAAUUCUACUGAAGUGUUUUUUCAACUUCUUAGGGUAUUUAUGCCAGCUGAUUAAAUUUUCAAAUAAUAAAGUAUCAAAUCAUGAAAUCACA